Caenorhabditis bovis is the source of this 336-nucleotide messenger RNA. The record is from the annotation of a GenBank genome assembly. Lineage: Eukaryota; Metazoa; Nematoda; Chromadorea; Rhabditida; Rhabditidae.
AUGGAUCAUACAAUUCUUCUUAUCCAACCAACCCCAAAGGUGGAUUCUCGAUCGUGGUCGGAUUAUGAAAGCCUUCCGGACUGUCUCGAAGGAAUAUGCAAAGUCUUCGAAGAGUUCCUCAAAAAGAAAACUCCAGGACGGACAAGCAUCACGUACGACAUUAGUCAGUUAUUCACUUUCAUCGAUCGUCUUACCGAUCUUUCGAUACUAGUGUUCAACAGACAAACCAGCCAAUACGUUCCACAUGACAAAACCUAUAUUAAAGAGAAAAUAUUCGAUCUUCUUAAAACUCGAGCAGACAAUGGCACUGAAAUUGAUGAUAAUGAGACAAUUUAA